Messenger RNA from Ectocarpus sp. CCAP 1310/34, 785 nucleotides. The record is from the annotation of a GenBank genome assembly. Lineage: Eukaryota; Phaeophyceae; Ectocarpales; Ectocarpaceae.
AUGAUGUCGGUCAUCGUGCGCGUGGCCGGCCUGUUCGGACUGAUGGUGUCGGAGCCAAAGACGGAGAUCAUGUGCAUGCUGCCAAAAGGGAUCGAGGAACGCCCGUUCACGGUCAGCGCCGCCGGCCAGACGUACAAGCAGACAGAUCGGUUUGUGUACCUCGAACGUACCAUCUCCGCGGACGGGAAGGCCGACCGGGAGAUCACGAGCCGCAGCUGCCGAGCGUGGAAGUGCUACCGCCGGAACAGUGCUUCGAUGUACGACAGGCGACGGGCCAACCGCCAGCUCAAGAUCCGGCUACUCCAGGCUGAAGUGGUGGAGCAUCUCCUGUAUGGGUGCGCCUCGUGGAGCCUAACAGCGGAGCACUACACGAAGCUCAAUGGGACCCACCGCCAGUUCCUUACACGGUGCAUCGGCUGGAGCAAGCGGAAACGCUCAGACCGCCCCCUGUCCUAUGCCCAGGCCCUCAUCCAGGCAGGCUGCGAGGAAACCAUCGAGGCCACCGUGCGCAAACGGAGACUGUGUUUCGCGGGCUUUGUUAUGCGCAUGGAGGACAGCCGCCUCCCCAAGCGCAUGCUGUUAGGAGCGAUGGCGGGGGGCGUGGGAUACCGGGGCGGGCAGGAGAGCGACUGGGUGUCUCGUCUGGGAGAGGACCUCGUGGCCUCAACAUGGGAGACGAAAAGGAAGGGGGUAAAUGGAAAGAGAGCGCCAAGGACCCGGAGGUGUGGUACAACAAGGUCGAGGACGGGGCGGCAUGGCUCAUGAGGAAAUGGCAUAGACGGGAG